UGCCUAUGCUUAUGGGGCAUACAUAGAAUCAUUGCUGAAUUAUGGACCUGCCACUAAAUGUUCUCACUUGUCGACUGUUUUGUGGUGCAGCGAUACGGUAAAAAAAAAAAAUAAACGACACAGAAAAUCAGAACAAGGGUCUCGUGGAAAGACGGAAAUUCUUGCUCCAAAUAAACCUGUGGACCCUAUUGGGCAUCUUCAUACAGAUGUGUUUAAUUAGGACAAGCUGCUGAUUAAUGGAGUUAAGGUGAGAGUGCGCUAAGUGAAAUCUCGUGAUAACUUCUGUCUAAUGGAUCCAUCGGGUUACUAUACUAUACACAUUGAGAAGGCCAAUCUUUUAGACAAACGUGUUAAAAUCAGUCCGGGUAUAUUGCUAGCACACGCUUAAGCACUCUCAAAAACUACGGCUAAAUACAACCUGUGACGCGUGUAGGAGUCAAAGCAAUCACUAUGCACAGCAGUGUACACGGUUAAACAUUGGACAAUAUUAUAUUGAGUCAGCUGCUAAAAAGAAUUAUCCGAGGGUUUGUUAAUAACAAAGCUUCUAAUUGCGAUCGAAAGCUCAACACCUUCAGUUUCAAACAUUUUAAUAUGUACUAGCGCGAUUCACUUCGCUCCUAACGUCACUCAGUUGAAAUAUAUAUUGGAAUGGUGAUAAAAUUUAAGUUUUGUUAAGAUCUUUUUUUCUAAUGUCAAUUCCUAAUAGGGGUAGAAGCAUGAUGUAAAGAAAACAAGGUGUGCUCCCUAGGCAGACACGUUUUUGACUCGCUCUGCGCAUCCCAUUUUUCGGCCAUAUUGCAAUAUGGCGGCGUAAUGUUUACGUGUUGGUGUUUAGCAGAAGAUUGAAAUUUUGUGUCAAGAAUUCAAAAAAAUGCCAUCCUGUUCUAUAAAAUCUUGUCGAAAUUGGAAUGGAAACACGACGAAGAAAGGAAUAAAAUUUUACAGAUUUCCUGCAGAUGCGAGAAUUGCUGAGAUUUGGAUAAAAGCUUGCGAAAAUGAAAAAAUUAACCUCAAAAAUGCUCGUAUCUGUUCCAUUCACUUUGCUGAAGAUUGUUUUGAGCGAAAGCCAAACCAUUUAAUAGUACCAGGAGAUACAAACACUGUUCGACUGUCCAAAACUGCUAUUCCAACUCUAAAUUUACACAACGAUGACAGUGCAAGUUUCUUACAAAAAUAUCUUAGAUGUGGAAGAAAACGAAAAGUACUGCAAGACUGUAUCAAUGAACCUCUGUUGAAGAAGUCAACAAAUAAUUCGAAAAGUUUUACACUAGCCAACCCUGUGAAUGACAAAGAAAAUGUUGGCUGUGCUGUUCAAGAUAAUUUUGAAAAACAAACUGACAGUAUUGUAAGCUUUACUUCAGAAGAACCAGCACUAGAGGACCAGUGCUUGACGGAGUUACAAUCGCAUGAGCAAACACAUAAUUGUGAAGUGACACGCUUACAAGAAGAAAAUACAAACCUUCAAGCAGGCAAUAAUGGAUUAAAAUUAGUGAACAAUUUUUUAAAAACACAAAACAAUGAUUUGAAAAUUCAAAAUGAAGAGUUAGAAAAUAGAUGCACUGCCUUAGAUAUGGAAAAUAAAACAAUGAAAAAAGAAAUAAAUAAACUAAACAAGAAAUUACGUUUACAACAAAAAGCUGAACAACAAGCUGUAAAGAAAAAAAUAUACGAGAUUGUCACUCCUGUUUUUACAAUGGGACAAAUAAAAAAGCUAUUGCAUCCGACGCAGAAACGUGUGAAAUGGAGCAUUGCUGAUAUUUCCUCAGCAAUAGCCCUAAGAAGUGUCUCGCCAAAAGGUUACAGGUAUUUAAGGAAAAAAAAUUUUCCCUUACCUGCUUUAUCUACUCUCAGAAAGCGAGCUUCCAGUAUAGAUAUGAGUCCAGGAAUCCUACAAUCAGUAUUGUCUGUCAUGAAAACUAAUGGUGAAGGUGAACCAACCGUUGAUAAGCUAUGUGUGCUCUCCUUCGAUGAAGUUUAUAUCUCCCAGAAAAUUGAAAUUGAUCGGAAAGAAGAACAAAAAGUCGGUCCACACAAAACUGUUCAAUUUGGAAUGAUCAGAGGAUUAUUCAAACGGUGGAAGCAGCCAAUUUAUUACGAUUAUGAUCAGCCUCUUACUUCAGAAAUUAUUACUGAAACAAUUGGUAAAUUAUAAGAUGCUGGUUACACUGUUGUUGCUGUCACAACUGACCUUGGUCCUACAAAUAAUGCCGUAUGGAAUCAGUUUAACAUAGGGAUUACUGAUGAUAAGGAUUGUUUUUUCUCUCAUCCUCGAGAUGCUCAACUGAAAGUGUUUGUUUUCGCUGACCCACCACAUUUAAUCAAAUUGAUAAGGAACCAUUUUAUUGACUCUGGUUUUUAUUUCAACGGAACAUUACUGAAUAAACAAUGUCUUGAAGAAUUGUUAAAGCUGAAUCAGAAUGACUUAAAAAUUCCCUACAAGAUAGAACAGAAGCACUUGGACGCAAGUGGUUCUGAGCGACAAAAAGUAUCAUUGGCUGCUCAAGUGUUCUCUAAUAAUACAGCUGAAUCAGUAAGAUGGUUUGGUUUGAACGGAUUUUUGUCGUGUCACAAUUACAAUGAAUGUGCUGAUUUUUUUAAAGCAACCAAUGAUUGGUUUGAUUUGUUCAACAGUAAAACUAAGCUUAAUAAGACAGUGGAAUCAAGUGCCUACGGUAUAGACUUAGAGAGACAAAACGAAGUUCUUAGAAUUAUGAAUAAUUAUAUGCAGAAUAUCCAGGUUGCAAAUCACAAGAACGUUUUACCGUUU
Messenger RNA from Nasonia vitripennis (jewel wasp), 2767 nucleotides. RefSeq lists its product as uncharacterized. Gene Ontology annotation, molecular function: sequence-specific DNA binding. Bases 872 to 2152 code for a protein of 426 amino acids. The transcript has 5 exons. NCBI's taxonomy places the organism in Eukaryota, Metazoa, Arthropoda, Insecta, Hymenoptera, Pteromalidae. The record is from RefSeq and is a predicted model, not a curated record.